Molecule: messenger RNA, 1155 nt
Organism: Micromonas commoda
Lineage: Eukaryota; Viridiplantae; Chlorophyta; Mamiellophyceae; Mamiellales; Mamiellaceae
Exons: 1
Coding region: 1-1155 (384 amino acids)
Source: RefSeq, a predicted model, not a curated record
AUGAGCGCGCAGCCCUCGCCCGAGCCGAGCCUCCCGCCCGAUGAAGACCCGGCGCGGUACCUCUCCGUGCCCAUCGGCGACGAAGCCCCGGGCGAACCGCGCGCGCACGUCAUCGAGCGCGUGCGCGGACGAUGGUGCGAGCGCUCCGCGGGCGGUCACGUCGGCGCCGUCGGGGGAGGCGAACGGCCUUCGCCGAGAUCUGGCGCGACGUCCAGCGCGUUGAGGUCCAACCCGAUGUUCGUCGUGCAGUGCGAAUCGCCGUGCGAGACGCGCUUCUUCGUCACCCGCCAAGAUGGAGGAUCCGCCGCGGACGCGUCCCUCGAGCUCUUCGGGCUCCCGUGUGUCCGGUGGAACGCGGCGCGAAGGAUGAGGGGACGCCGGUGGAUGCUCGUCGGCGAGGAUUACUACCGACGCGUCGCCUCGUCGACCGACGGACCGAACGAUACGAGCUGGACGCGCGAACGCGCCGCGGACGCGUGCGACGCCGGAUGCACAUGCCUUCGAUGCGUCGCGAUCGAACGCGGCGGCGGCGGCGCCGAGCUCCGCGCCACCCUCGACGGCGACCCUCGGGGGUACGCGCUGAUGGUUUGUGCCGAAGAGCCGGGUGAGUUUACCGUGCGAUGCGUCUCGACCGGUCCGGUGCGGGUGACGACGACGCCCCGGCGCACGUGCGUCACGGCGUGGGGCGGGUGGCGGGAGGUGGAAGGCACCGAUCGCGGGAGCCGCGUUCACCGAAACUGGGAUAAGAACCCGCAGUUUUUGCUCGAGGUGUGCGACGACGGUGUGCGACGAGGGCGGUUCGCGAUUAGUCUCGUCUGCGGAUCCCGCUGGCUCUCGCCUUCGAGAGCCAGCGACGGGGGCAAGCGAACGAGCGGAAAGCGACGACGCGAGCUGUGUCCCAUCGAUGGCGCGAUCGGGUUCGGGAUCACGUGCUGCGGCAGCGGUGAGCUCAUCACCGAGACCGACUACGUCUACGACGACGAGAUUAUACUCGAGUACGACUUCGGCGAAACGAAAUCGACGCCGGGCACGGACGCGAACCAGUUUCGCAUCGUCCCGAGCUGCUACGCCCCGGGAGUCGAGGGCGUCUUCUCGCUCACGGUGCACAGCCUCGACGCGUGCGGUUUCAAGCUCGAGCCCAUCGCGCCGUGGUGA